Messenger RNA from Clupea harengus (Atlantic herring), 1582 nucleotides. Its product is annotated as gamma-glutamyl hydrolase-like. Gene Ontology annotation, biological process: tetrahydrofolylpolyglutamate metabolic process. Gene Ontology annotation, molecular function: gamma-glutamyl-peptidase activity. Gene Ontology annotation, cellular component: vacuole. The record is from RefSeq and is a predicted model, not a curated record. Lineage: Eukaryota; Metazoa; Chordata; Actinopteri; Clupeiformes; Clupeidae.
UGUCAUAGAACGUCAUACAGUAUGGCUGUAACCGGCAGAUACUGUUUGUCAUGUUAGCCAAACUUUUCGUGGUACAACCAAAACAGACAUUUUUCGAAAAGCAUGUCUGUGUUUUGUCUUGCGUUACUUUGCAUUGGGCUUAGUGGUUCAUCCGCAUUCGCUAUUCCGAGGAUUAAUACAGAUAAAAGGAAUGACAGACCAAUUAUUGGUGUCUUGGCUCAAGAGGUGUACAACCCACCGCCAAAGCAGAACUCCUACAUCGCUGCAUCUUACGUGAAGUUUCUGGAGGCUGCUGGAGCGCGAGUGGUUCCUGUGCUGAUUAAUCAAAACGAAGAGGAAUACAAACAACUGUUCAAGUCUAUCAAUGGCAUACUGUUGCCUGGUGGUGGUGUCGAUCUUGUGUCCUCGGGCUAUGCAAAAGCAGCCGGCAUCUUCUACAGACUUGCUAUUGAGGCCACUUCCCAGGGUGACUACUUCCCCGUGUGGGGAACAUGUCUGGGGUUCGAGCAGCUCUUGGUCCUGACCUGUGGGGAGAAUCUUCUCUCUCGAACCAAUACCUCUGGAGUUUCUCUGCCACUUCAGUUUACAAAGGAUGCGAUGGAAAGCAGACUGUUCAAAGAUUUCCCACCAGCUUUGAUGACGGCUCUGGCAACUGAAGACAUCACAGAGAAUUCCCACACAUGGAGCAUCUCCGUGGAGGCUUUCAUGAAGAACGAGGAGUUGAAAAAGUUCUACAAAAUCCUGAGCACUAAUACAGACGGGAAUACAGAGUUCGUUUCAACCAUGGAGGCCUACAGUUACCCUGUGUACGCAACCCAGUGGCACCCGGAGAAGAAUGCCUUUGAGUGGAGCAAACCGUACUACCCUCACACCCCCUCUGCCAUCGAAACCACCUUCCACAUGGCCCACUUCAUCGUCAACGAGGCAAAGAAGAGUUUUCAUUCCUUUGGCAGCAAGGAUGAGGAGCAGAAACAUCUGAUCUACAACUACAACCCAGUGUUCACCGGAGCCACCUUCCAGCAGAUGUAUUUCUUCGAAUAGACCUUUCUGUACUGUGCCUGAUGGCCAUGUCUCUGAUGUGUCCACACGUCUGUCUCUGGCUUAGUCUCCUGUCCGUCUUCGAUCGAUCACACUCCUGUGCCACUCCUAUUUUGAAUCAAUGUAAUGGUGGUGAUGAUGAUACAAAUGUGAUUCUUGCACUGGAUAACAACAACUUGACUUGAUUCUAAACUGAAUUAGGCUAUCUUGUACCUAUGAUACAUACUGAGUGUGUUAGUGUGAGUAUGAAUGUAGCCUAUUUCCAUUGUGAUCCUUGAUGUGAUCCUCAAUCAGAUAAUGAAUAGAUAUCUGUGGCUGAAAUGCAAUCUAGUUACAAAUUUAAAAAAGGUAAAUUAUUCACACAAAUGCCAACAUUUGUUGGUUGUAUAAUAUAAUAAAUAAAUAAAUACAUAAUACAUAUUAGAACAGAGAACUCUGCAGCCAGACGUUUUGCUCUACUGCUAUGAGAAUACAGAUCCAGCAGGACAGUUUGCCUGUACAGAGUGAUAUAACUCUUAACUGGAUUAAAAGUGGUUUAACUGAA